Molecule: messenger RNA, 667 nt
Organism: Odocoileus virginianus texanus
Lineage: Eukaryota; Metazoa; Chordata; Mammalia; Artiodactyla; Cervidae
Source: RefSeq, a predicted model, not a curated record
CUGAGGACCAUGUCUGUACCCAAAGGCAGAGUUCUGGAUAAAAACCUUGAUGAGGAAGGGCUUGAAAGUGGAGACUGUGGCGAUGAUGAAGAUGAGUGCAUCGGAGGCUCUGGUGAUGGAAUGAUGAAAGUGAAGAACCAGCUCCGCUUCCUUGCAGAACUGGCUUAUGAUCUGGACGUGGACGAUGCUCCUGGAAGCAAGCAGCAUGUGAAUCAGAAGGACAAUGAGAUAGUUGCCUCUCACAACCUUGGGAAUGGCCAUCCUCCCCUGAAGCUUCUCACCAGCUUGGCAAUCUCUGUGCUGUGCUUUUUCCUCCUGGUGCAUUGACUGCCAAGCUCACAGCAUAUGUGCUGCCCUUCAGCACCCUGUGGUCUCCCUCUAUAAAGGGAACCACCUUUUUCUUUUUCCCUAUUUUUUUAUCUUCUGUACCUCCUUCAGCCAUUAAGUAGAAGACUAACCCUGCGUUACGUUUUCGAAAAUCACAUGGCAUCUCCGUAAGGAGGGCAAAUUUUAGUGGUAGUAUAGAUUCUUUUGCAAUAAAGAAAAUCAAAUUGUGCCAAAUUAUUUUCUUAUGUUUGGCUGCUAGAACAUGGUUGCCAUGUCUUUCUCUCUGUCUUUCCCUUUGCAUGGAUUUCUUUGGAAAAAAAAAAUAAUAAACACUCAAAUA